Molecule: messenger RNA, 1776 nt
Organism: Musca vetustissima
Lineage: Eukaryota; Metazoa; Arthropoda; Insecta; Diptera; Muscidae
Gene: lace
Product: serine palmitoyltransferase 2
Exons: 4
Coding region: 16-1776 (586 amino acids)
Biological process (GO): sphingosine biosynthetic process; ceramide biosynthetic process
Cellular component (GO): serine palmitoyltransferase complex
Molecular function (GO): pyridoxal phosphate binding; serine C-palmitoyltransferase activity
Source: RefSeq, a predicted model, not a curated record
AAAAAUUCACAAAAAAUGGGAAAUCCAGAUGGUGGUGAUUUUAAUGAAAACGAUAGCAUAAUGUCAACAGAGCACCUGCAAAAUAAAUACGACCAGGAGCAGGAAGAACUGCACUUGAAGAAAUUUAAUACUCCGGCCUACAGAGAAAUUCGUACGCGAAAAAAUGGUCUCAAGGCUAAUACCAUGAGCAAUGGUUUCAAGAAAACCACAAAUGGAUUCUAUAAUAUCGCCCCAAAUUCCAGCACCGAAUAUGGCGCCAAAUCAAAACCAUCUGCUGCUGAUGGUAUCCUGCCACCAGCCGAAGAGCAUUAUCAGAAAACCUCAUUCGAGGAAGUUCCUCUUCGCACCGCCUGCCUUACAUAUUUAGGAUUCUAUUUGCUCAUGAUCUUGGGCUAUUUGAAUCAGUUGUUAUUUGUACCAAAAGUGGCCAAGGAGAAAAAUCGUGAUGGCUAUGUCAGCCUUUACGAUGCCUUUGAAAGUUUCUAUUCACGUUAUGUGUAUCGGAGAAUACGAGAUUGUUGGAAUCGUCCCAUAUGCAGUGUACCCGGCGCUGAGUUGACACUAAAAGAUCGUAUCACCCCCGACUAUGGUUGGUCAUUUGAAUUCACGGGCACCGAGACGAGGUGUCUCAAUUUGGGAUCAUACAAUUAUUUGGGCUUUGCUGCUGCCACUGGCCCCUGUGCCGACAAUUCGGAGAAGACAUGCCGCGAUUUGGGUUUGGCUUUGUGUAGUCCCCGUGUCGAAUUGGGCACCACCCAGCUACAUCUUGAUUUGGAAAAGUUGACAGCCCGUUAUUUGGGUGUUGAAGAUGCCAUUGUAUUUGGUAUGGGCUUUGCAACAAAUGCCUUAAAUUUACCUUCCCUGCUAUCGCCAGGCUGUCUCGUAUUGAGUGAUGAAAAGAAUCACGCUUCAAUUAUUUUGGGUAUACGUUUGUCCGGUGCCACCACAAAGGUGUUCAAACACAACAACAUGAAGGAUUUGGAAAGGGUUUUGCGACAGAGCGUAGUAUAUGGCAAUCCCAAGAAUGGUGGUAAACCAUGGAAGAAGAUUUUAAUUAUUUGUGAAGGUGUGUACAGUAUGGAGGGUAGCAUUUGCCGUCUACCCGAAAUAAUUGCCCUAAAAAAGAAAUACAAGGCCUAUUUGUAUUUGGAUGAGGCUCACAGUAUUGGUGCCUUGGGACCCAAUGGUGGUGGUGUUGUGGACUAUUUUAAUUGUGAUCCCAAGGAUGUUGAUAUUCUUAUGGGUACAUUUACAAAAAGUUUUGGUAGUGCUGGUGGCUAUAUUGCCGGAUCAAAGAAAUUGGUUGAUUUCUUACGCACAAACAGUCAUGCACAUUGUUAUGCUGCCACAAUGUCUCCCCCUGUGGCCCAGCAAAUUUACACAUCGAUGAGCAUUAUUAUGGGCGUUGAUGGCAGUGAUCUCGGCCGGCGGAAAAUCAAUCAAUUGGCUCGUAAUACCCGCUAUUUCCGUAGACGUUUGGCUCAAAUGGGUGUCAUCACAUAUGGUCAUGAAGAUUCGCCUGUUGUGCCUAUGUUGGUGUAUCUUUUCUCCAAAAUUGGAGCUGUUGUACGUACCUUAACUACCCGCAAUAUAGCUGUCGUUGGUGUUGGUUUCCCAGCCACACCCAUUAUGGAGGGACGUAUUCGCUAUUGUCUGUCAGCGGCACACACCAAAGAACAAUUGGACUAUGCUCUAGAUGUGAUUGAUGAAAUUAGCGAUAAUUUAGGUCUGAAAUAUUCACGUAAACCUAGAGAUCCUAAACCCAUAGAGUAUUGA